UUCAGCUUGUACUCAAACGAAACACGGGGGGAGGAACUUUGACCGGACCUAGUUAGCGGCCAGCUAGCUGUCUUCUGUGUUAUUUUCUUUAUUUUUGGUGUGUUGUUGCAUAUGCAGAGAGAUGUGGUUUAUUUAUUUGCUCAGCUGGCUCUCGCUGGUGAUCCAAAUAUCUUUCGUUACUCUAGCAAUAGCUGCAGGCCUGUACUACUUGGCUGAACUAAUAGAAGAAUACACAGUAGCCACCAGCCGAAUAAUAAAAUACAUGAUACUGUUCUCAACAGGUGUGCUGGCAGGCCUCUAUGUUUUUGAAGGCUUUCCAAUGCUGAUGGUGGGAGUUGGCCUGUUCACAAACCUGGUGUAUUUUGGUCUCCUGCAGACGUUCCCCUACAUACUGCUGACCUCUCCAAACUUCAUCCUCUCCUGUGCGUUGGUGGUGGUGAACCAUUACAUGGCCUUCCAAUACUUUGCACAAGAAUAUUAUCCCUUCUCAGAGGUGCUUGCAUACUUCACCAUCUGCUUGUGGGUGAUUCCGUUUGCCUUUUUUGUGUCGCUGUCAGCAGGAGAAAAUGUGCUUCCGUCUACCAUGCAGCAAGGAGAUGAUGUGGUGUCUAAUUACUUCACUAAGGGCAAAAGAGGGAAGAGGUCUGGGAUCCUUCUCGUGUUCUCUUUCCUGAAGGAGGCAGUGCUGCCCAGCAGACAGAAAAUGUACUAAGGAGCUCGGCCCCAGGGUGCAGCCUCGGGGGUCGGGGGUAUAUGUGUGUGUAUGUGUUGGAGGUCAAACUGAAGCAGGCCGGACUGUGGAAAAUUGUUUCUGGACGGGACUCAAAAUAAGCAGUGGCCAAAAGGGGAGAGAAGAGCACACACACACACAAAUAAAAGUUCGGACCAAUGAACAGAGCAGAGCUUCCUGCUGGACGAGCCAACGAGUUUACACAGGCCAUGUUUGUCUGUCUUUCUGUCUGUCUGCCAACAACACCUACAGGAGACUUCUUUGUGAGACUCCUGUCUGUAGCGCAGUGCUUUCUAAUAUCAUGUUGGACUCCAUUUUUUAAGCUUUAGGAUUAAAACAUGUACGUUCGGGGUUUGAAAUUAACAACCACUGGAAAACCUGUAAAUUUUGACUCGGGCAGAUAAAUCAUCUGUUUUCUUUCUUGAAA
Molecule: messenger RNA, 1157 nt
Organism: Mugil cephalus (flathead mullet)
Lineage: Eukaryota; Metazoa; Chordata; Actinopteri; Mugiliformes; Mugilidae
Gene: tex261
Product: testis expressed 261
Exons: 6
Coding region: 122-712 (196 amino acids)
Biological process (GO): endoplasmic reticulum to Golgi vesicle-mediated transport
Cellular component (GO): endoplasmic reticulum membrane; COPII-coated ER to Golgi transport vesicle; Golgi membrane
Molecular function (GO): COPII receptor activity
Source: RefSeq, a predicted model, not a curated record